Molecule: messenger RNA, 1119 nt
Organism: Penicillium griseofulvum
Lineage: Eukaryota; Fungi; Ascomycota; Eurotiomycetes; Eurotiales; Aspergillaceae
Product: fungal specific transcription factor domain-containing protein
Exons: 3
Coding region: 1-1119 (372 amino acids)
Biological process (GO): positive regulation of transcription by RNA polymerase II
Cellular component (GO): nucleus
Molecular function (GO): transcription cis-regulatory region binding; DNA-binding transcription factor activity
Source: RefSeq, a predicted model, not a curated record
AUGUCAUCACCCCUGCUGAUGAAGGCCGUAUGUGCCGUCUCCGCUCUUCAUCUAGCAAAUCGCUCCCAAGGCUUCGGGGCACAUACGGCUGCAGUCAAAUACUAUAGUGGAACGCUCAGCGGACUCCGCACCGCACUGGACAAGUGUACAACGGAGGUGUUCCCUGACGAUGCCAUGCUGGCAGUUGGCCUGCUAUGCAAAUACGAGAUUGUUCGUGGUAGCGUUAAGCAGUGGGUUGUUCAUCUCAAUGCAUUGCAACGUCUGAUCGUUUCACGUGGCGGGUUUGCUUCAAUGGAUCGAGAUGCCGCCGAGUUCCUGCGUGGACUAUUUGUGUAUGCCUAUAAUAUGGCCCGGAUCAGCAACCGCAAUUAUAUCCCUUCUCCGGAUUUUCUUGUCGACAGUGAUAUCGGUAUCCCAAAAUUGGACAUAUAUAUUGGAUACACGGAGGAAAUCCUCAAAUUAUGUACUCGCAUCGCGGAGCUGCCUUCCCUCCAGUCUGAUACGUUGGCCCUUCGACUCAGCGUUGCAUCCAUAAACGAAUCCCUCGUCACCUGGUCUCAUACUUCAGCCCCUUGCAUAAUUCCCCAGGGGACAUCACCAGCAAUCCUAACUCGGCUUCAGCUUGUAGCUGAAUGUUUCCGUGACGCAGGAUUUGUCUAUCUCCACUCAAUCAUGGAGCGCAUUAGCAGAACUUGUCCAGAUAACUCUUCCGACACUGGUAGCAUUGUCAGCGGUCAGCUAAAGGACCCAUCUCUCUCAUUGCAAGAUUGGAUCCCUCUCAUCUCUAUGCCGAAAAGUCUUGCCGUCUACCGCUGUCUUUCCCGCGUGGAAACCUUUCCGCUAGGUGACCACUGCGAGUAUUCAGCGCUCACCUUCCCGCUCUUUAUAUCCGGAUGUGAGACUGAUAAUGUAGCGGACAGGGAGAUUGUGCUUCGUUCUUUGGGAAAACUACAGGAUAACUUUGGGAUUGGGAAUGUAAGGCGUGCAAAGGAGUUGUUGGGGAUCUUGUGGGCGAGACAGGAUGCUAAUGUUGAUGCUCGGUUUAUUGGGAUGGGUCAGAAAAAUGUACAUUGGUUGGAUAUUGUCGAUGAGCUAGGAUGGGAAUUGAUUCUUGCAUAG